Molecule: messenger RNA, 382 nt
Organism: Ectocarpus sp. CCAP 1310/34
Lineage: Eukaryota; Phaeophyceae; Ectocarpales; Ectocarpaceae
Source: the annotation of a GenBank genome assembly
GUUGCUGUCCAUCCCAGUCGGUUCCUCGCUUUCUCCCUCGUUGCACUUAGGGUUCUUGGUCUAAAAAUUCUCGCGCCGAAGGGUCAACCAGCCCAAUCAGCUCGUCACCACCUAUCCCCUCCUCCUUUGAUGGCAAAACCAGGUUACUGAGACAGUACAGCUCCCUCUAGCAAACCUAGGGCCGUGUACAUAGUGCCCGUCCACCUUUCUGAUGACGUCUGCCUCCGCGCACAAGGAUGAGAUGAGCAUUGCUGCCUACACCGACGGCCUGGAGGCCCGCGCAUCUGCACCUUUGUACCUGACGCACCAGUGCCGAUCCAACUCCACCACUACGCACGCCUCGCGGCGGGUGCGCCGCAGCAAGAAGGUAUCGGUCCCUUGA